Messenger RNA from Anolis carolinensis (green anole), 5034 nucleotides. It is a transcript of the gene fsd1l, whose product is annotated as fibronectin type III and SPRY domain containing 1 like. Gene Ontology annotation, molecular function: protein binding. The coding region runs from base 152 to 1756 and encodes 534 amino acids. The transcript is spliced from 14 exons. Lineage: Eukaryota; Metazoa; Chordata; Lepidosauria; Squamata; Anolidae. The record is from RefSeq and is a predicted model, not a curated record.
CCGUUGCUCAAAAGGGAGGGCGGUGUGGAGAUUGGGGAACAGCCCCAGCGCGUGCGUCAAGGGAGAAGCCCCGCCCACAAAUCCUGCUGCGGAGCCGCUCCUGGGUCAUUCAGCGUGAGGCGCGCGGAGAGAGAGGGGGGAGUGUGUGUGCAUGUGUGAGGCGCGGUUCUCUCUGGCUUUUUCUCACAGCGGUGGUCUUACUUCUUCCUCUCGAGCUGUACCGUUGGCCAUGGAGGCGCAGAAAGAAGCUCUGCAAAGGAUUAUUUCUACAUUGGCACACAAAAAUGAUGAAAUCCAAAAUUUCAUUGAAACCCUAAAUCACACUCUAAAAGGUGUACAGGCUAAUUCUUCCAGUGUAAUUGCUGAGCUGGAUGAAGAGUUUGAUGGCUUAUAUUCAAUACUUGAUGAAAUGAAGGAAAGCAUGACAACUAGUAUCAAGCAGGAACAUGCUCAUAAAACCCAGGAACUUCAGAAUCAACUUAGCCAAUGUAGUAGUUCCCUCGAAAACUCUGAAGAAUUGCUAGAAUUUGCUGCACGGUCACUGGAUAUAAAGGACACUGAGGAAUUUUCAAAGGCUGCCAGACAGAUCAAGGAUAGAGUCACAAUGGCUCCAGCAUUCCGCUUAUCUUUGAAACCUAAAGUGAGUGACAACAUGACACAUUUGAUGGUGGACUUCUCUCAAGAAAGACAAAUGCUCCAGGCUCUAAAGUUUUUACCAGUUCCCAGAGCUCCAGAAAUAGUUCUAUCAGAUUGCCUCGUAGCUGACAACUCUGUAACGAUAUCCUGGCAAAUGACAGAGGAAGACAAUAAAAUUGAUCACUAUGUCCUAGAAUACAGAAAAACCAACUUUGAUGGGCUUCCUCGAAUAAAAGAUGAGAGGUGCUGGGAAUCUAUAGAUUAUAUUAAGGGCACAGAAUAUACAUUAUCAGGUCUGAGGUUUGAUGCAAAAUAUAUGAACUUCCGUGUCCGUGCUUGUAACAAAGCUGUGGCUGGAGAGUAUUCUGAUCCUGUGACAUUAGAGACAAAAGCUCUUCUAUUCAAUCUGGAUGGUUCAUCAUCUCAUAUUAAUUUGAAAGUUGAAGACUCCUAUGUUGAAUGGGACUCCACUGGAGGCAAGAGCCAGGAAAACAAAAUAAAGGGAAAAGAGAACAAAGGCAGUGGCCAGAUCACCCUUCUGAAGAACAAUACAAGAAGUGGGACUCCAUCUCCAAAGCGGUCAUCAGUUACCUCCCGUUCACCUUUAAUUAGAGGCAGCAGAGAUAGAUUUACUGGGGAAUCAUACACUGUGUUAGGUGAUUGUUCUAUUGAAAACGGGCAGCAUUAUUGGGAAGUAAAGGCACAGAAAGACUGUAAAUCCUACAGUGUAGGAGUAGCAUAUAAAAAUAUGGGGAAAUUUGACCAGCUGGGAAAAACUAAUACCAGCUGGUGUGUACAUGUAAAUAACUGGCUCCAGACCACAUUUGCUGCCAAGCACAAUAAUAAAGCAAAAUCGUUAGAUGUUGUUGUUCCAGACAGAAUAGGAGUCUAUUGUGACUUUGAUGGAGGUCAGCUCUCUUUCUAUAAUGCAACUUCAAAGCAAUUGUUGUACACCUUCAAAACAAAAUUUACCCAACCCAUCUUGCCGGGCUUCAUGGUUUGGUGUGGCGGUCUUACAUUGACAACGGGACUUCAGGUUCCUACUGCUGUGAAAACAUUGCAGAAGAGUGAAAACGGACUAAGCGGUUCUGCUAGUAGCCUAACCAAUGUUGCCCAGUGAUGUUUCCACUACUAGGGUUUACUGCUUUUCUUUGCAGGUAGUAUUUGAAGAGUUUGUGAGCCACGGUUUCAUGUGUUCCUGCUGUUUCUAAGGCCUGUGUGCCACUACUGCAAGACGUUUAGGGCUGAACUGAAGUGUUAGCAGGAAUGUACUGUGAAUCUGCAGUGUGAUAAGAAAAUAGGAAUCGUUUCUUUUUUUUUAGAGAAGAAAGUUUUCAAAGUUGUAGCUAUGUGCUUCCACUAGACUAAAUUUGACUACUUGUCUAUGGAUGCUUAUAAUUGAUCACUUCAACACGAUAUAUAGCCAAGACAAUUAUGAGCUUAGUCUAAAAGCCCUCAUUGCUUUUCUUCUCUCUAGAACCUCUAACACUCCCUCCUGACCCUUGAGAAAAAAAAACUUGAGCUAGAGAGUCAUGCACUGAUGCUUUAACAAUUAGAACUGAAUAAAGCUAGUCUUAAUAUUUUACCAGAGGAAGGACUUAAAUACUUCUAUUUUGAUCAGCGUCCUUCAGCUUAAGAUUGCUCCUUCAUUGUUAUGGUUAAACUUGCAACAUCUACUUAGCCAUUCCACAUGCAACAGUUUAAACUGGCAUAUAACCACAUAGAAUAUUUUGUAGAAUGGAAGAUGUCACUUGCAUUAACUACUAUAAGAGUGUAAUCUUUAUGCCAAGUCAAUUUUUAAGGAGCUUUUUGCUUUCAUUUUUCUUGAAUUAAAUACCUGUAAAGGUGGGAUUACUUUACAUGAUCAAAUUCAGCCUCAUUCAUGUUGGUCAAACUGAUAUCUAGCUUUUUUUCUAAAUGGGCAGACCUCUUUGAAGUGACUUAGUUCUCAGAAUCCAUUCAUGCUGCUUUAAGUUAGUGAUAAAUACAUAACUUGUUUCACAUAUAUACCUUAAUUCUUAAGCCCUUUAAAAUACAUCAAUUACCUUAAUUCUAUAACAUGGAAAAAUGCUUUGUGUUCAUUAUGAAAGCUUCUAAAUGAUCCACCUCAAGGCUUUGAAGCAUUUUUCCUUUAGCUAUUAAAAGUAGGUUAUACAUUCCAGUUUUGAAGUCUCUUAAGUGCUUGUUUCAUAGCAUGGAGUCCGAAACAUAAAUUAAGAUGGCAUGUUACAUUUCAUGGUAAUUUCCUUCCCACUUUUCCUGGUUUCCUGCUCAUUUUUCCAAGGCUUGCUAGUAGUUGUGAGACACCUCACAAGAGGACAGUAAAGGAUGUGUGUUCAUUUUUUUGUUUUUUGUCUUGAAAGUAGAUAUACACAGUCAUAGCAAUGCAGCCAUUCAAUUUGGAUGUUAACUUUCUCAACUGAACUGCGUAAAUUGUUUCUUAAGAAUUCUUUAUGUGGCUGUGCUUCUCUAAUCAGUAUCUCUUGUCCACUUCCAAAAGAGUUCCCUGUCACAAAAUCAGAGUAAAGAUCAAUUAAAUGUCCUUUUCUGUUUAUCAUGUAUUCCAGAAAUCAAGGAACAGAUUAUUUAUUCCAGUGUUAAUUUCUAUACAGCACUUCUCUGUGCUUUGGAUACUGAUACUUUUUUGUGUUUGCCGCACUUAACCUCAAGUUUUUUAUUCCUUGCACUUAUGCUGUCUAAAAUAAAGAUGUUUUGAUAACUGGUUUCAAGAUCAAACACCAGAUACUGUUGGGAAAAACAGUAUAGAAAAGGGUUUAGUGAUGUUGCUUUUGAGUGUUGUAAACCAACAUCCAGUUCAUUUGUGUCCUGGUGAGAUACCCAAAAUUCAAAUGACACCAUUUAGGAGGAGAUUUCUACUAACCACAAAGACCUGAAAGCAGGACUAAGGCAAUGGUUCUUCUUCCAAAGUAUGCAUGUCCACACAGUAUAUCUAGUUCAGCCAUGCUUAAUAAUUUUUUAAAAGGUGAACUAACUUGCAUCGUGUAUUACAUGCAGUUCUAGUGUUAGGAGUCUCCUAACAUACAUCUGGAAGCAUAAACUGAUAGAAAACGGAAGGUUAUUUUUUUUUCUUUUGGGCAAUUACUGUGAAAUUGUUUGUGAUAUUGGUGCUUAGUUCUGUCGCUGCUCAACAGGAUAGUCCCAUAUCAGUUGAAUGAAAUAGGAUAAUGUGAUGAGAGGAAAUGCCUUAAGCACUUUAGACAUUUUUCUUAGAUUAUGAAAUUUGUGAGCUAACAACCUUGAUUGGUUUUUAUUCUGGAAUAGGUUUGCCGAUGUUAGUGCAAUUGAGCAAAACGAUUACUCAAUUUGAUUGUGUUGACUCUUCAGGUAGAAGAUCUAGGUGACAAGACAUGGUAUUUUCCUUGUACAUAAAUUUGUCCGGUUACUCAUUGUAAAACUUAAAAAGUAUUUUUGUAUUUGUAGCAAGUGAUGGUUUGAUUUGUAUAUUUACAGGAAAAAAUGAAAGGUGUAUGGCUAAUUUAAUGUUUAGGAAUAAUGACCUCGAAUCUAUAAAAAAAUAUUUACAUAAUAAAAGUUGGCUUCCUCUUAGGGAAAACAAUGGCGAAUUAAAUUUGAACCUCAGGCUGUGUGAACUUGCUGAGAGUUUCAAACAUUUUGAACAUCCAAGCCACAUGAACACUAUUACAAAUGGGGAUUUAAAGGUUAAUGUUUGAAUGUUAUACAGUAACUAAAGACUUCCUUUUAAGCUUGAAGGUUUAGCAAGUCCACCAUCUGUCACUCUCUUCUGUUCUUUUCCCUCCCUGCUAGGACUCAAUUCUCUUUUUUUGGUGUAGAACAGGUUGGAGGCAAGAUAUAGCCUGUCAAAUAUUGACAAAUUAGUUCUUUGAUGUAGUUGUAUUUCAACGGAGUGUAGUAGUAUAUGAUUGUCCAUCUUGUUAACCUACCAAUUUUGAACAUUAUUUUUGUCCCUGGCAUAAAGUGAAGUGUUUUGAAGGUUAAUUGACUUGAAGGGGAUGUAACCGUUUCCUCACCCUCCUGUCCUUCUGCUGAGCCCGGGCAGAUUUUGCUCCAUGAGUUGACUGUUCAGUUUUCACUUCUGAUAAACACUUCUGCUUGUGCCUUCUUAAAACGGCUCAAUAUCAUUACUCUGCUGGUGGCAUAAGGUGUUGAUACUAGAAUACUUAUUGCUCUGAUAUCACACUGAUCUUACUAAACAGGGAGAUGGCAUAUUGACAGUACCUCAGGUAUGCAGUGCUUCCUUCUUGUUAAGUAUCCUAAGACGACAGCCCUACUUGCCAUAGCAACACUGUAACAUUCGGGUGCCUUAGAGCCCAUGGAGUGUUUUUAUUUGCUGUGUCUUUAAUUCAAACACAUCUUAACAGGCGUUUUGUAUUAAUAAAUAAAACUUUUUAAAGAUUA